GGACCCGGGGGACGGGUGCUCUAUCCCGGUUUCGGCAGAGUGUACGGUUCCCUGGGGGAGAGCGUGGUCACCCAGUGGGGCUCUGCAAACGUCAUCUGGCUACAGGUGAACGACAGCAGCCCUAAGACGGUGCUGUCCCAGCUGUGUGAGCUGCUGGCUGCUCGGCCCCUGCAGGGUCUGGUUUACGAAGAGGAGAGGCCCCCGCGCACGGCCUGGGGUCCUCUGGCCCCCAUGCUGGAGUUUGUGUCGGCGCAAACGGGACUGCCCAUAGUGGCAGUAGGAGGGGGAGCGGGGCUGGGGAGAAUGCCACAGGAAUCAGGUUCCAUCUUUCUCCAGUUCAGCUCCUCUACGGUCCUCCAACUGGAGGUCAUAUUUGAGGUGCUGGAGGAGUACGACUGGACCUCCUUCUCUGUGGUGUCCACGCGUCACCAUGGCUACCAGGAUUUCCUGUCGGUGGUGGAGGGCCUGACGGACGGCUCAUUCAUCGGCUGGGAAAAGAAGAGCGUGGUCAUCCUGAACGUAACUGACGAUCCCGGGGGUGCGCGCACGCGCAGGCUGCUGAAGGAGAACGAGGCGCAGGUCCGCUUGCUGUACUGCUCCCAAGAGGAGGCCGAGCUGGUCUUCCGAGCAGCCUGGGCCGCCGGUCAGGCCGGAGCCUCACACAUGUGGUUCGCCGUUGGGCCAGCGCUCUCAGGUUUAGGCAUGGAGAGCCUGCCGAGGGCUCUGUUUGCCGUGCGGCCCCAGGGAUGGAGGGAUGAACCCCGCCGGAGGAUUGCGCGGGGAGUGUCGGUGCUGACGCACGGGGCCGUGGCCAUGCGCAAGGAUUACGGGACAACGGGCGGGCCGAACUUUGUCACCAACUGCAUGACGGAUGCCAAUCAGACCCAGAGAAUGCGGGGCAGGAUGAGGUACUUCAGCAACAUCACGCUCGGUGGCCGAGAUUACUCCUUUGACGCUGACGGCUACCUAGGCAAUCCAUUCCUAGAUGUCAUAUCCUGGACACCUGGGAGAGGAUGGGAAGAUGUAGGCUGGUGGGAGAAUGGCGUACUAAGGCUGCGAUACCCAGCUUGGUCCCGCUAUGGGCCUUUCCUUAAACCUCCAGACGAUGCCCAGCACCUGCGUGUUGUCACCCUGGAGGAACGACCAUUCGUCAUUGUGGAGCUGGCAGACCCUGCAUCUGGAACUUGCAUCCGAGACUCAGUGCCCUGCAGACGGCCCCUCAAUGCCAGCGCAAACCAUGAAGGAGUGGCUCCCAUGAAGCAAUGCUGCAAGGGCUUCUGCAUCGACAUACUCAAGAGAUUGGCUAAGAUAGUCGGUUUCACCUACGACCUUUAUCUGGUGACCAACGGGAAGCAUGGGAAGAAAAUUGACGGCAUUUGGAACGGCAUGAUUGGAGAGGUGGUAUACAAACGGGCAGAUAUGGCCAUUGGCUCUCUGACUAUCAAUGAGGAGAGAUCAGAGGUUGUGGAUUUCUCUGUCCCUUUUGUGGAAACGGGGAUCAGUGUCAUGGUCUCCCGUAGCAACGGAACUGUAUCACCAUCUGCUUUCCUAGAGCCCUACAGCCCAGCAGUGUGGGUGAUGAUGUUCGUCAUGUGCCUGACCGUAGUGGCUGUGACUGUCUUCAUCUUCGAGUUUUUCAGUCCUGUGGGCUACAACCGCAGUCUACAAACUGGCAAGAAGACAGGAGGGUCUACAUUCACUAUUGGAAAGUCUGUGUGGCUUUUAUGGGCCAUUGUCUUCAAUAACUCUGUGCCCGUGGAAAACCCCAGAGGAACAACGAGCAAGAUCAUGGUGCUGAUCUGGGCCUUCUUCGCCGUUAUCUUCCUGGCCUCGUACACUGCUAACCUGGCAGCCUUCAUGAUCCAGGAGGAGUACAUUGACACGGUGUCAGGGCUCUCAGACAAGAAGUUUCAGCAUCCCGAGGAGCAGUACCCACCGCUAAAGUUUGGCACGGUGCCCAACGGGAGCACAGAAAAAAAUAUCCGCUCCAACUACCCAGACAUGCACCAGUACAUGGGUAAAUACAACCAGAGAGGAGUGGAGGACGCCAUUAUCAACCUCAAGACUGGGAAACUGGAUGCUUUUAUUUACGAUGCUGCAGUAUUGAACUACAUGGCCAGGAAGGACGAAGGUUGUAAGGUGAUGACCAUAGGCUCGGGGAAGGUUUUUGCCACCACAGGCUACGGUAUCGCCCUGCACAAAAACUCACGCUGGAAACGUCCUCUUGACUUGGCCCUUCUGCAGCUGGUGGGAGAUGAUGAAAUUGAAAUGCUGGAGCGUCUUUGGCUGUCAGGUAUCUGCCAUAAUGACAAAAUUGAGGUGAUGAGCAGUAAACUAGAUAUUGACAACAUGGCUGGGGUCUUCUACAUGCUUCUGGUGGCUAUGGGCCUCAGCCUACUGGUGUUUGCCUGGGAACACUUGGUCUACUGGAAGUUACGCCAUUGCAUGGCCACGAGCUCAGGCAAACUUGACUUCCUCCUAGCUAUCAGCAGGGGCAUGUAUAGCUGCUGUAGCUUUGAAGAUGAAACAGCGCCAGGGGGUGCUAAAUCAUUGACUUCUCAUCACCACACCCCUAUGGUUCCUGUCCCAUCUCAACCACAUGUUAUCUCAACGUCAAUGACCAGUCCAGCUAUUGCUGUAGCACAGCAGCAGCAACCACCACAACAGCAACCGCAGUCGGUUUACAAGACACCUCUACCUGGCUCUCCUCCCACCGUGGUGCAUUCAGGAACAGCAGUGGGUCCCUCCAGCACCCCCAUUGCUGGUGCACCCCUCCCUUGCUCCACCUUCCUGCCCCGGCCAGAUCGCAGACUGGCUGUGGUGGAUCGCUGGAGACUGCCCAAAUCUGCAACAGCUACCAACCCUAGGGCUGUAAGGGGUGGUAUUCCUGACAUGGGACCUUUUGCUCAAAAGGUACUACCAAACUGGGCUUCAACUGCUGGAGGAGGUGGGGGACUUGAUGGCUAUAAGAGAUACUAUGGUCCCAUUGACCCUGAGGGACUGGGGCCCUGCAUGGAGCAGCAGGCAGGGUCCCAGACCCCCAAGACUAUGCCAAUGGGCCGUAAACCUCUUGGAACCCCGAGACUGCCUCCUAAGAGUCAAGCCCCUCUGCCUCCUACACCUCCACUGCCACACCCCUCUCCCCCUCUCCCCUCAUCCUUUUGGAGAAGACGAAGGCCCAAGAAGCCCAAAGAACCUGGAGGGCCACUGUACGAGAACAUUCUGCCCCCGGGGCGGAGGGUAGUGCCACGAGAUGGAGUGAGGGAGGGAGGAGGAAGGAGAGCAUGCCCCCUUUCUCCCCCACUCUCACUCCCUGUGCCGGUACCCCUCAGCCCCUCCUAUACCCCUCCCUCACCGUCAGCAUCCUUGCACUAUACGUCCUCAUCUUCUUCGUCGACUACGUCGUCAACAUCCACAUCCUCAUCUGCCUCAUCUUCUCGCUCCACCUCCCCCACAUACUCUUAUAGCUCCUCCAGGAGCACGCGGGACAGGGCCGGAGGACUUGAUGAAGAGGAUGAUGAUGAUGAUGAGGAGCUGACAGAAGAGUCAAGCCUUCUCCUUGGGAGGGGCCGAGAGCGGGAACGCUCAAUCAUUCGGCCUCGUUCCUUGAGCCACGGGCGCUUGCCUCCACCUAUACCGCCAAGGAAACCACGCACAUCAUGGGGUGACAGAGAACGUGAACGAGAGAGGGGUGGCAGCCAGCUGUCUCAACUUCAAGAGUGGUGGGCAAGCUGGAGUGAGAGAGAGAAGAGUGGAGGUGUGGCAGAUGCUGAGAGGCAAAAACGUGAGAAGAAGAGGAGAAAAGACAAGGAGAAGAGGAAAAAGAAAAAGAACAAAAAGAGAAAGAAAAGGGAAGAAAGGGAAAGAGAACGUGAGAGAGAAAGGAAACGAAGAAAAGUGAAAAGGAAGAAGAAAAAGGCACUCAGGACAAAGAAAAGGAAGAAAUCUACUGGGGGGAAAAGAUCAGAGCCAGAAGAUGGAGAUAUAGAGCCAGAGAGGGAAGGUGAAGUGGAAGGAGAGAGGGAAGUAGGAAUUCAGGACUACUCUUCCUUUUCUGCCCAGUAUCGGAGUACAUUUGGAGAGAAGCGGCGGGAAUCGUGGGAUGGAGAGCGGGAGAGAGUGGGAAGAGAUGGAGGUGAGGAGGGCAAUGACAGGGAAGGGGAGGGCAGUGGAAGAAGUAGAGAGAGGCAUUCCAAAUCAUCACACACUCAUUCCAGACAUCGUGCCGCCAGCAAGCGCUACCCCAACCUGAACAAACUCCCUGCCUCAGUCAAAUUUUGGGUGAACGGAAGGGAAGAUGACUUAAAUACUCCCCCCACAUCCCUGCACCCCUUCCUCCCAUCCAGCAAGCGACGAAGAAGUGGAGGCAUAGAUAGAGAUGACAGUGGCAGGGGAGGAGAGAGGCGUCCUUUGUUGAUGCCUUAUGAAAAAGAGAAAGCACAGACCAGAGAGGGGCUUUCCUUACAUGAGUGGGACUCCGAUGAUGAUGAGGAUGAUGAUGAUGAGGAAGAGGAGGAUAGGGAAAGAGAUAGGGAUCGGGUAGGGCAGAGAGGAAGGAGGGCAGGUCGGGGAGCAGUGUCUGAAACAGAGAGGGAAAGGAUAGAAAGAAGGGCAGAGGACAGUUACUCAGAUGAAGGCUCAUCAGGGGAGUUCGGCCAUUUUGAAAGGCGACCCACCUCACUAUCGCAUAGCCAGGAAGAGCUUCUCCCCCACUGCAGAAGUUUCAGCGGGGGCUCUCGGCCCAAACCUCUUCCUCUAAAAGCAGAUCCCAGUCAGGCCAAAUCAGGCAGCCAAUCUAACCUCAGCACACAGCCCUCUGACCUAGCACCUCAACCUCCACCGUCACCACCUCAGCAGCCAUCUCUUUCUCCUACUACCCUCCCUAUGCCUAUCCCGCCUCCGCCCUCCUCAUCUUCGGUCUCACCUCCAGCAGGGGUGGGGAUGGCCGGCCCGAGCCAAAUUCAGGCUUCAGCCAGUGCCAAACUCCAGUACCAGAGACUCCGUUCUGUGCCACAGCCACGAAGGUUCUACUCACCUCACCUGCCACUUAAAGCCAAGAGUCUGUGCUCGCGUCGAGGGUCAGCCCACUUCUCCAGCCUGGAGAGUGAGGUAUGA
This is a messenger RNA of Phycodurus eques (leafy seadragon), 5115 nucleotides long. RefSeq names its product glutamate receptor ionotropic, NMDA 2D (gene grin2db). Lineage: Eukaryota; Metazoa; Chordata; Actinopteri; Syngnathiformes; Syngnathidae. The record is from RefSeq and is a predicted model, not a curated record. Gene Ontology annotation, cellular component: postsynaptic density membrane; plasma membrane; NMDA selective glutamate receptor complex. The transcript has 17 exons. The annotation marks the transcript as partial. Gene Ontology annotation, molecular function: NMDA glutamate receptor activity; transmitter-gated monoatomic ion channel activity involved in regulation of postsynaptic membrane potential. Gene Ontology annotation, biological process: monoatomic ion transport; synaptic transmission, glutamatergic; excitatory postsynaptic potential.